AUGGUGCGGUUUAAAAACAGGUAUUUUACUAUUGAAGUAAUACCGAAGAAAGAGUCAAAGCCGUUAGUAUUAAAAACCUCAACAUUGCAAGCAGCGAUUCAGAAAGAAGUUCAAAAUACUUAUGGACAAAAAGGAUUAUCCACUAUUAGUACUGGAUUUAAUGCUAAAUAUUGUAAUACUCAUACAAAAAUAGCGUUGAUAAGAUGCCGGCAUGGACCACAUAAUUACUUAAUUAGCACUAUUCCUAAAGUAAUUGACAUUGGAGGUACAACAGUAUCUAUAAAAAUACUUUAUGUUGGUGCAACUAUGAAGAAAUGUUUUGCAUUUAUAAGAAAGUACCAGACAAAAAAAUUAGAAUCAAUGUGGGCGAGUUUGAAGAACGACAAUGAGAGAAAAAAAAUGAUUGACGCGUUAAUGACGCUGACUCCCGCGAUGAAAAACUUUCAAUAA
Molecule: messenger RNA, 450 nt
Organism: Cotesia congregata
Lineage: Eukaryota; Metazoa; Arthropoda; Insecta; Hymenoptera; Braconidae
Source: the annotation of a GenBank genome assembly